This is a messenger RNA of Menidia menidia (Atlantic silverside), 1795 nucleotides long. The record is from the annotation of a GenBank genome assembly. NCBI's taxonomy places the organism in Eukaryota, Metazoa, Chordata, Actinopteri, Atheriniformes, Atherinopsidae.
GGACACUAAAAGCAACAAUCCCCACGAAAACCAAUCAAACCGGGGCCCAGACCAGGUGAACCAAUUGGAAUCGCAGAUAUCUCUAACUCCGCCCCUCACGCGGAAGGCUGCGUUGCCGAAAGUCACCUCGUCGAGUCGGUCAGGGUGAAGCUACAGACAGCUAGCAUGGUCAUAGUGUUGCUGGAGUAAGGUCGAUAGUAGGACGACAACUUGCUUCUCUGAGUGCAAACCUUUCUGGCUUUUAUAUAAGCCACGCAAAGACAAGCUUAGUUCAAUUCAGCGACAGAUACUUGGCGAGCUAAUCUUCCAGCGAGCUAGCUUCUUUAGUCCUUUAUCCUCCUCCAUACCUUAACUAUACGAUCAUGGCUGCGCUCAGAGCAUCCUACCACAGGAUUUUGGAUAAGAUCGAGCAUAUGCUGCCCGCAAAACUGAGACCUCUGUACAACCACCCUGCAGGUCCAAGAACAGUUUUCUUCUGGGCCCCGAUGUUUAAAUGGGGUCUGGUGUUUGCUGGUAUGGCCGACAUGGCCCGGCCUGCGGACAAACUCAGCCUCUCCCAGUCUGGAGUGCUGACCGCCACAGGGCUGGUCUGGUCCAGAUAUUCGCUGGUUAUCAUCCCCAAGAACUGGAACCUCUUCGCCGUCAACUUCUUCGUGGGCAGCGCAGGAGCCUCCCAGCUCUACAGGAUCUGGAGGCACAAACAGGAUAUGAAGGCACAGGCUAAAGAGGCUGCGGAGUCCUGAGGACCAUCCUCCUGACCUGCUGUCCCGCUGCUGACUUAAAGGGGACUUUAACAUCACCCCCUCAUCCUCCCAUACUGUCUCCAUAACAUCCAUGCCAUUACCAUCGUCCCCCCCCCACCACACACACUCACACACACAGCCUGGUGUCCCUGCUGGAAAUAUGCACUUUUCCCUAAGUAUCAGAUUUCCUCAGGGUGUACAAAGAAAAAAACAAAAACACGGAGAAAAAGAACUUCUUUUUUUUUUUAAACUUUAGUCAACACACCCUAAAGAAUGGUGGUCAUCGACGCACAAAUAUGACUUGUAUAGUAACUUCUAUGAUUGUACAGGUGUUGCUUUGUGUCCCGUGCGCUCUGGGAGGCUCACAUCAGUAACCUCCAGCAGACUGUUCCCAAAAAACAUGCACCCCUGCUGAAGGUGUUUUUAAGGAAUGUUUCAAAUAAUGAAUUCGAGAAGGAUGCCAUCACAUUUUUUACUUUCUCACUCGCCUAUUUAUGCUAUUUUCAGCGCCCAGGCGUCUGUACCUCAGCAGUCAUUAAAUCCUUGUUGAUUACCAUGUAACGAUUCCUUCCAUUUCUAAUGGCUUUACGUCUUUUAAUCCUUGAGAAACGAAAAAAAAUCCUAAUUUAUUAAUUACUUGAGAUUUUUUUCUGUUUAGGCUCCUCUUUGUAGACAGAAGGACACUGUUAUUUUCGAACUGUAUAUCAGGAAUACUGCAUAUUUAACCGCCACGAUCAACACAGCGAGUCAGCGAACAACUAGUUACAGACUGGAACGGCCUCCGUCGUCACACUUGCGGUUUUAAAAGUCUUCUAGAUCUUAGGAAGGUGUAUAUUUAAAAAGGUUUUCGUGUCUGAGAUCAAUAGCGUGCUGACAUUCUCACUGUUUUAUACAGUCUCACACCCUAGAUAAUUUAGCAAUAAUUGGUGUAUCUCUUAAUCUGCUGACUGUUUGAACAAGUGGCACUUUGAGGGCUGAUGGUUUGUGACUGUAAUGGUUGUGUGAUGCUAAUAAAUACUGUUUAACAGUUUGCAGUGCGGACAUCUCAGAGA